Molecule: messenger RNA, 532 nt
Organism: Dimorphilus gyrociliatus
Lineage: Eukaryota; Metazoa; Annelida; Polychaeta; Dinophilidae
Source: the annotation of a GenBank genome assembly
ACCUUUACCCAAAAAUUUUUGUUUUGAAAAUAUCGAACAGAGUAGAUACUUUUUCCGAGUAAAAAUGAAAUUGGCAGUACUUCUGACAGCUUAUCUCUUUUCAAUCGUUUUUGGUACCUAUUUAUCCGACUCUAAGAAUAAUUUCGUGGAUAGACUUCGACAACGUCUUGAAUUGAAUCGACUUGUUAGAAAUUUAGAAGAACUUGAAAACUACGAAGUUCUCAAGGAAACUUUGAAGAAAAAAACUUAUGGAGCUGGUUUACGAACUCAGUACUUUGGUUUAAAAGAGGGUGAGAAUGUAUGUCAUCGGGUAAUUUUAUUGGGCAAGCUCUUUGGACGAUCCAGUUGUUGGACAUCAAUUAAACGGUGCCGAUGCGGAUGCGACAGCUUAGACACGGGUGCCUUUGAGAAGAGAGGGUAUUAUAGCGAUUUGUGCCCGGACCUUAUAGAAAUUAGUUCCAAGAGAGAUAAGAAAGAUGUUUGUAUUGAUGGUGAUAAAAGAUGUUGGUGUUAUUGUCAAAGUAUACUUUAA